Molecule: messenger RNA, 2307 nt
Organism: Rhinichthys klamathensis goyatoka
Lineage: Eukaryota; Metazoa; Chordata; Actinopteri; Cypriniformes; Leuciscidae
Product: ensconsin-like
Exons: 6
Coding region: 392-982 (196 amino acids)
Source: RefSeq, a predicted model, not a curated record
UAUGGCUGCGUUCGGAAUCGCAUACUUCCCUACUAUAUAGUAGGCGAAAAGAGUAGGCGAGCGAAAAAGUACGUUCGAAUCCUCAGUAUUCAUAAAAGAGUAGGCGAGAAUUACCUGGUUGACGUACUAAUUAUCGCGAGAUUUGGACGAUAGUGCGUUCGAAUAUGCCUACUUUCCUACUAUAUAGUAGGCGAAAACAGUACGUGAAAGAAGCAGUACGUUCGAAACAUCAGUAUUCCUAAAAGAGUAGGCGAGAAGUUCCCGGAUGAUCUCCUGCUUUCGCCCAGACAUUUGAGUGCUUUUCAGCUUGUACUCAUCUAUCCCAGGAGGCCACGCGAGAGGAUACGAUAUAAAAGAAGAACAAGAAGAAGUAGAUAUUUCAUACUCAAACAUGAUGGAAAGGGUGGACGAGAGUGUUUUCAAAUGGACGGAUGAGCACACGCGGCUGCUUAUCCGGUGGAGAGUGGCUCAUGAAGCGCUCUUCACCGGAAAGCGUAAUGCUGCCAUCAAAGGCUUUGAAUCUUUUGUGGAGGAGCAGAGCCUGCAAGGCAGGGUGACGGCGGCGUUUGUUAAAAAAAAAAGGGAAAACCUGAAACAAAAAUACAAAGAUCUGAAAUGUCCGCAGACGGGGGUGAGCACUGAGGAUGGAGAGCCCACAGCAGCAUCCUGGAAGUGGUACACUGCCAUGGAUGAGGCAAUUGGGGGCAGACCCUCCAUCUCUCCUCCUGCCCUCGUUGCCUCAUGUGGGCCGGAUGCUGCUGUGGUCUCUUCAUCCUCAGUGAGGCCAGAGCCAGCAAGAGCCAGGAAAAGGGCUAUAGAUGUGGAGGAGCUGAUCCGGGACAUGGAGGAGCGAGAAGAGGAGAGAGAGCGGAAGGCAGCUGAGAGGGAGGAGAGGCUGUGGAGAGAAAUGGAGGAGAAGGAGGACAGAAGAGAACGGGAGAGACGAGAGAGAGAGGAAAGACAAGAAAGAGAAGGAAAAUGACCCUGGACAAACCUGGAGUAAAGAGCCUUGCUGAUUGACCAGCAAUCUUCUUCUAACCAGUUCAUUGGUUUAUCCCUCUACACUACAAAAGGUAGUCGUGCUCAUGGAGAGCAGGCACAGGGAUGUUUGGAGCAGACACUGCAGCAGCCAGAUUGUCCCGCACUUGUUCUCCCACUCUUGCUGCAAGGUUGUGGGGAUCAGGGGGGCCGUCAUCAUGGUCUUCCUCAUCCUCUGGCUCAACGAUGUCCCCAUUGGCUAGAGCGAGAUUGUGAAGCACAGCGCAGCACGCAACAAUCUCAGGCACGAAGGCAGGGCUCACCUCCAAGGCCUUGAAGAAGAUACAGCGCCAGCGUGUCUUCAGCAUCCCAAAAGCUCUCUCCACGAUGUUGCGGGCACGGGAGUGCUUGCUGUUGAAACGAGCCUGCACAGGGUUCUGUACAGGCUCUCUGUAAGGGGUGAUGAGGCAGAUGGGUGCACUCAGGCAAGGAUAGCCUCCAUCCCCGAGGAUGCACUUGCCUGCAGGUGGGUAAAGGCUGCCAGCAUACACUGGACUGUUCAUCAGCACCCUGGCAUCGUGCACAGACCCAGGAUAUCCCACAAAGACAUCAAGGAAUUUCCCCCGGUGAUCAGAGAUGGCCUGGAGUUGGAUGGAGUGAAACACUUUUCUGUUGAAGUAACAGUGGGAGUUAUUUGCUGGAGGUUUGAUACGGAUAUGACAGCCGUCUAUUGCACCAACUGCUCUGCUGAAAGCUGGUGACCCAGACAGCUGCGCAAAUCCUGCUCCCACUGCCUCCAGGUCAUCUCCGGUCGGAAAGCAGAUCACCCUCCUCAAAAUUCCCAUGAUGGCCUUGCUCACUCUGUGCACAAUGUCAUGCACAGAGGUCUUUGGGAUAUCGAAGGUCUGCGACACCACCCUGUAGGAUGCUGCAUGGGCCAGCCAGUGCAGGAACACAAGGACCUCAAUCUCCCGUUCCCAUCCAUGGUCAGAUCCAGGUCUGACUGCAGCAAUCAGGGACCUGAUGGACGGCAUAGACAGGCGAAGGUGGGCACGGUGGUCAGCUGCCUCAUCAAGAUAAAACCGCAAAAUGGGAACAGCUCUAUUGAGAUGGCAGUAUGAUGUGGGGUUCACUGCCUGCAAUAAAUACAUCAUAGUUUGUUAGAACAAAAAGCUUGAAUAAAGCGAUGUUUCAUGUGGUAUUGACUUGUAUAUGUAUUUAUUUAUUGUGAUGAUUUCUUUUAUUCAUUCACUUAUUUUUAUUCAUGUUUCAUAUUGUUGUCAGUAAAUAAAAUAUGAAUUUCAUGAAUAAAAAUGUAUUUACAUCAUC